Messenger RNA from Calidris pugnax (ruff), 2822 nucleotides. It is a transcript of the gene MEIOC, whose product is annotated as meiosis specific with coiled-coil domain. Gene Ontology annotation, cellular component: nucleus; cytoplasm. The transcript has 9 exons. NCBI's taxonomy places the organism in Eukaryota, Metazoa, Chordata, Aves, Charadriiformes, Scolopacidae. The record is from RefSeq and is a predicted model, not a curated record. The coding region runs from base 33 to 2822 and encodes 929 amino acids. Gene Ontology annotation, biological process: mRNA stabilization; meiotic cell cycle; male meiosis I.
UCGCCGCCAUCGCCGCCGUCCCGGGGUCGCCCAUGGAGCCCAAAGUGGCGUUCCGAGGUGGCAGUCGCUGCUGGAGUAGCACAGAAGCUGGCGGGAGGCUGACGGAUGUAUUCAGCAGCGGAAUGACAGGCUCUGGCUCGCUCUAUGCUUGCUACAAAUCACAGAAUGAAGAAAAUGUAGAGCUACCUCAGACCUACAGUUCUUCCCUUUCAACAUCAGAGUUCUCUGCACCUGUGGACCCUUCCCUUUUAUACGCACCAUGGUCGACCUACGGAGACGACACCAAGCCUCCUGCUGCCGCUCAGAGCAGCGUGAAGUCCAGGAUUCAGCCUGAAAGGAAUGAUUAUGGCAGUGAAACAGAUUUGUACGGACUCGUGUCUAACAUCUUGGAAGAACAAGAUAAAUCGCAGCCGUAUUGUGCUGAGGGGAGCUGCCCUCCCAACCUGAAGUCAGUGUGGCCCCUGAAUGCAACCAGAAUCGCAGACCACCCCGACCUGCUGCCAGAAACGAAAAGACCAGUCGUUGGAGCUGUCUCACAGCAGGGGUUUUAUAGUAGUGAAUCCGUCUCUGCUGCUGAGAAACAGUACUUGCAAAGCAGUAAUCUUACAUCGCAGCAGAAAGUAGAGGAGUGUUGUCGUGGGUUUACUGGCAUAGACCUUGAAGAGCAGUGUUUGUACCCUUCCAGGAAUGAUCAUGCCAACUGUUGUAACGUGCAGACUAAUGAGAAUAUGAAGACAACACCCGUGUAUCAGAACUAUCCAUACAUAAAAAACGCCUUUACACCCCAAGUUGGAUAUUCAGAAGUAAUCAAAGACUUGGGAGACGAUGCUUAUUCUUACGGGAGGGAGAAGGUGUGUCCCAAAGGAGCGGAUGCGCAGUUGCAGCAAAAGCGGGCAGAGAUGUUCCUUCCACAGUUUCACAGAUACAAUGAAAACACAGAUUACAGUAGGUACACUGAAUACUCUCAUGCUGGUAAAGCAAAGCCAAACAAGAGCACCAAUUGUAGCCUCCAAGAAAAUAAAAAGUUAGUAAAUGGAACCAUUGAGGCACCAUCUCUGGAUGCGGAACCCUAUAGUAAAUUAUUUCAAGUUAAAUCAGGAACUCAGAAAAAAAUAGAAGAUACAAUUUCAGAUCAGCAAAACUUUACAUUUCCCAAGGCUGUAGGACUUCUUUCGGAAAAGCAAUUUGCAAAUGAGGCUUCAUUCUGCACUGAUUUGGGGCAAAAAUUUGAGUAUGGACUGAAAUCAUUUGCAGCUUGUCCAGGGAAUAGUGACUGUGCCAAUGGUGUAGAAAAGCAGCAGUUUUCCAAGUCCGAUCUUCAGAAUUCUGAGUACUGUAAAUCCCUUCCCUUGUUACCAAACCCAGCAAACCCUCCGGCGGGCGCUAAUGUGAGGCCAGCUUGGAUGAACACACAAACCAAAACCACUGCUUCUGCCCCAUUUCAGAAUCCAAGUCCUUUGUUGAAACUGAAUAAUCAUUUAUCUGCUUUUCCAAAAAGUUCCAGUCACUCUAAUGAUUUUUUUCAGUUAUCGUCUGCAAAUUUCCCUUUAAAUAGUAAUUUAUUUCACAAGUUUCAAGACAAUCCAUUUUUUUCAAGUCUUGAUUUUGGUUAUAACACGGCAGAACGAGCUCGGUCUGCUGCUUGCGUGGAAGCACUGAUGAGGAGUGGAGAAGAGAAUCUCAUUGAGUAUUUAAGUGAAAAGAAAUUAAAGCAGCCAAACGGAUUCUGCGACAGUUACUCCGCUCAGCAGUUCGGGAUCAUUGAGAACAUGAACAAACACCGUUUCCAGUUGAAGGCACAGAGUGAGCGUUAUGACCUGGAGGGACAGAAACCCGCGGAUGGGCUGUUGCAGACCGUGUACCAGGAUUUACUGGAGUCUCAGGGUCCGUUUAACCUCAGGCAGGGGAGCGGGGACGGUAACCCCCUCAGUCCCCCGAGUUCCCUGCAGGUACCGGGCGUUUCCAGCAGUUCCAUGAUGGGGGACUUUCGGCGCACUCAGCAGCUUGGCUCUAGUGCCUUCCCCUUGAGAUCAGCCCGUCUCCUUGGCCGUUCCAUCGUCCCUCUGAUGGACUCCCACGACUUGUUCUCCCGCGAUGAUUUAAAACGCUUCUACCCUUACCUGAACGAUAAGGUGUACGGUGAGGGCUCCUUUUCUGGUUUUGUACCCGCAUUUGGAUUUCAAAGGCAAGUCAAAACCCGUAGCGGGCCUGCCAGCGAGCUUCAUGUUAGACUAGAAGAGUGUUACGAACAAUGGAGAGCUCUGGAGAAAGAGAGAAAGAAGACUGAAUCGGCUCUUGCGAAGAAUUUCCAGGGGAAAAAGGUUUCCAGUGCUAACAACACCCCGAUUCCGCGGCCGACAUCAAACCCAUCAAGAGUUGAUCGUUUAAUUGUGGAUCAGCUACGUGAACAAGCCAGAGUUGUGACUUUACUGGGAAAAAUGGAGCGCCUUCGCAGUUCUCCCCUUCACGCUAACAUUUCUACUGCUCUUGAUAAACACCUGGAGGUAAUUCAUGUAGUGCAGUCCCGUAGAAAAGAUGAAAUUGUAAAUGCUUCAAAUCGACAGAGGCAAGGAGCUCCCAGAUGCCAAGAUGACAGAGACGUGUUUGCUCUGGCUUUGGCCAUUAAAGAGAUGAGCGUGACGACGCGUAAGGCACGUACGACCCUGUGGUGCGCGUUCCAGAUGACCUUACCCAAACCUGCCCCCGGGAAACCCGAGCGAGAGAAAGCUCCUCGGGACACGGCACCGCCCGAAGAGAAGGCGUGUGGGGGCACGAGCGGCUGCGGCACCGCGGCGCGCAGGGCUGAAGUAAGCAAGCACUAA